Molecule: messenger RNA, 3173 nt
Organism: Oreochromis aureus
Lineage: Eukaryota; Metazoa; Chordata; Actinopteri; Cichliformes; Cichlidae
Product: E3 ubiquitin/ISG15 ligase TRIM25-like
Exons: 1
Coding region: 233-1396 (387 amino acids)
Molecular function (GO): zinc ion binding
Source: RefSeq, a predicted model, not a curated record
ACACGUAAUGCAAAGUAAGGUGGGGGCUGGCUUGACUGCGUGUCUCAAAGUGGUACAAAGUCCGUUUACUCCCUCCCCUUCUACUCAUCAGCCAGUUAAAAUAUGGAUCUAAACACCAUGUGAUCAAAUGCAAGCGCUGAAAAGACCAUACACCACAGAUUAGUGUGUAAGGAGGCAAUGAAUGUAUCUUUUCUCUGGUAGCUGAAAGUGAAACUUAAUUUGACUGGAGAAAAUGGCGCAGCAACUGAUUCAGCUGGAUCAAGAAAAACUGAGCUGUUCCAUCUGUCUGCAGCUUCUAAAGGAUCCAGUCACUAUUCCCUGUGGGCACAGCUACUGCAUGGACUGUAUCAAAAACUGUUGGGAUGAGAAGGAAACACACAGCUGCCCUCAGUGCAGACAGACUUUCACACCGAGGCCUGUCCUGGUGAAGAACACGAUUUUAGGUGAGUUAGUGGAGGACCUAAAGAAAGCAGAACAUCCGACAGCUUCAUUUGAUCAUGCCUAUGCUGGACCUGGAGAUGUAGCCUGUGAUUUCUGUUCUGAGAGGAAGCUGAAAGCCUCCAAGUCCUGCCUGAUGUGUAUGGCCUCUUACUGUGAGCAUCACCUUCAACCUCACUUCAACAUAGCUCCAUUAAAGAAACACAAACUCAUCAAAGCCACUUCAAAGCUUCAGGAGAACAUCUGCCCUCACCAUGAUGAGGUGAUGAAGAUCUUCUGCCGCACUGAUCAGCAGUGUAUCUGUUAUCUCUGCUUAAUGGAUGAACACAAAGACCAUGUCACAGUGUCAGCUGCAGCAGAAAGAGCUGAGAAACAGAAAGAGCUUGAAACAAAUCGGCAAAAUGUCCAACAGAGAAUCCAGAACAGAGAGAAAGAUGUGAAGGUGCUUCAAGAGCAAGGUGAGGCUAUCAAUCUUUCUGCUGAUAAAGCUUUCAGAGAAUGUGAUAAGGCUUUCAAAAAUUUGAUCAGGCUCAUUGAGAAAAAAAGCUCUGAGGUGAAGCAGAAGAUCAGAUCCAAGCAAAAAGCUGAACAGAACAGAGUCAAAGAGCUUCAGAAGAAAAUAGAGCAGGAGAUCAGAGAUCUGAGGAGGAGAGACACUGAAGUGCAGCAGCUCUCACAAACAGAGGAUCACUUCCAGUUUCUAAAUAACUACUCGUCACUGUCACAUCUGAGUGCAUCUACAAACGUACCCACCAACAACAAUCUUACUCUGCAGUACUUUGAAGAUGUGACUGAAGCUGUGUUACAGACCAGAGAUAAAGUGAAGGCUCUUCUCAGUGAUGAAUGGCCCCAAACUUCAUUCUCAGUGACUAAAGCAGAUGUUUUACUGCCUCAAGGAGAACCCGAAACCUUAAGCGAAUUUUUCAAUAGUUUAUUAAGUAAAAAAUAUCAUAACUAAAACAUUUAUUAAAGUUGUAUGUUUCAGAAAUUCUCAAUUUAUACAGUGUGUUGAGAAAUAAUGAUAAAAACUGUGUUGUCACUGGGUUAACCGCGGGAAACAAAAAGAAAAAUGCAAAAAGAUAACACAAUAUAUGUCUAUGAUGAUAUGUAUGUCUGGAUAAUUUUGUUUGAUGUACUUUUAUUUUUACAAAAAAUAAGAUUUUAUAUAGGAUACCUUUUUUUUUAAUUUACAAAAAAGCAAAAAAAAAGCAAAGCAUUGGAGUUUUCUCCCACAUGAGAUGCGCUGCCAUACAGUCCUCCAAGAUCCUGGCUCCUGAAACUUAGUUCACUUUUAUUUAUAUAACGCCAAACUACGACAGUUGCCUCAAGAUUCUUUUUAUUCUAAGCCAAGACCCUACUUUAAGAUCGAGAAAACUGAGAAAACCCCAACAAUCAGAAGACCCCCUUUGAGCAAGCACUUUGGCGACAGUAGGAAAGAAAAACUUCCUUUUAACAGGAAGAAUUCUCCAGCAGAAGGGCUUGUGUACACAUGAAGCCUGAAGAAAUUCAUCUUUCUUUUCGAACCACUUGGAGAGCUCUAAGGUUUCAUUCGGCUUCGUCUGGCCAUCACUCCACGAGAAGAUCUGCUUUGGAUUAGCUGCAGUCUCACACUCUUUGCCUGCCUGCAGGGAGUUACUGAUAAUAGAUACGACAACAUGAAAGUAUGACUCAAGCCUGCCUUUUAUCAAUGGUUCAGAUUGCCGAUGAUGUAAUGCUGUGGUGAUUAUGUUCUUGGCACACUUUGGGCCCUGUAAUAUCAACUGAGCAUUAUUUAUACCCCCUAACGUACCUAAGCAGGCAACUCUCCAUAUUGUCAAUAUGGAGCAAAAUGGAGCAGAGUUCUUAAUAAAUAUAUCAGUUUUCCAUCUGGUAUAUCAUACAGACAUAUGGCUAGUAUAGAGUAAUUGAUCUAAAUGAUCAUCAUUUCCCAAAAGCUGUUAAAUUUGUUUUUUGAAAAUCAUUCCAGAAAUGAAGUAACCUUGGAAAAUCCCAAAAUAUGUGUAAAAUCCUCAAUCAAUCCGAAGCCCCUACAGCAAAAUUACUAUAUCUUCAAAUAAUAAUAAUGGAUACAUUGAAAUAUCUCAUUUUUAUUUUCCACUUUGCUAGUUUACUUCCUGCUUUAAAUUUUGCCUUAUUAUGAAAACAUUUUUCAUCUGUUAUACUCCUACUUAAAUUAGUGUAGACCUACAGUAUAUACGUUUUUGUCAUGGUGCUGGGUCGUUGACCCAGCGUUUUGUGCUUGUCAUUAUGUUUAUUAUUUUAUCUGGUUUGAUGUUAAUUUCUUCAUGGUUAUUAGUAUGUAGGUUUCAUUCUCAGGGUUUCCAGUCCUAAGGUUUAUUUCCUGUGUCGUCCCCCCGGUGCUUUGUUCGUGUCCAUGAGUUUGUUUUAUGAAUUUCCUGUUUUACUUUGAAGGUCUGUGUCUGUUAUCACUGUUCAGCUUGUAUCCUCCCAUCGUCUUGUGAAUUAGGAUCAUCUGUGCUUCCCUGCUGUGUGUCAUUGCCUGAUUACCGUGUGUGUGUGUAUAUAUAGUGGGUGUCGGUGUGUACUCUUUGUCUGCUCGUCUGCGUUUCAUGGUGUUUUGUUCUUUGGUCUGUGUCUCUCUGCCCUUCACCCCGGUUCGUUAUGAUUUCAGGUUUGCUCUUUAGUUUUCCCAGUUUAGGUUUCUUCAGUAGCUUCUCAAGCCUCAUUGCCUGUUUUUGUCACUCUGCCACUUUGUAAAUAAACAUUCACUCAUA